Hansenula anomala is the source of this 909-nucleotide messenger RNA. RefSeq lists its product as uncharacterized. The transcript has a single exon. Lineage: Eukaryota; Fungi; Ascomycota; Saccharomycetes; Phaffomycetales; Wickerhamomycetaceae. The record is from RefSeq and is a predicted model, not a curated record. Bases 1 to 909 code for a protein of 302 amino acids.
AUGUCCAGUAAACUCAUUACUCAAACAAAAGCUAGAUUUGCAAGCUUCUUUCAAAGUUCAAAUGAAGACUUUGAUAACUUGAUGAAAAACUAUACCCUCACUUACUUGGCUGAUGAUGAUGACUCUAAGAAAUAUGAUGUUAUUGGUAACUCACCUACAGCCGCUCACUACAUUGGUGAUGUUUCCAAAAAGGCUGUAUUUGACGAUCAUUACAAUAAAGUUCAUCCUCCAGUUAAAGUUGAAUAUAGAUCAAAAGAAUCUGUUUAUCAUUUCAUCAAGUUAAUCAUCCAUCCUAAAUACCAAGGUAAACGUCCAGAUAAAAGUAGUGCUGUCUACAUUGUUAAAAAACCUGAUGUUCCAUUAGAACAAAUUUUAGGAUUCUUGAUGUUUGCCCGUUUAAAAGAAAACAAAACUGUUCAUUAUGGAAACAUUGAAGAUGCUGAAUCAUUACCUCAAGUCUAUCCAGAGUUUAUCUUUGAAAAUUGUACAAAGUUUGAUGCUAAAGAUAUUGUUCCAUAUUUGUACACUGUUCAUUUUGACAAAAUUUCAAAAAUUGUUCCAAAAGAGAAAAGUUUAACAGUUGCUAGAGUUCCACAACGUUAUCAUCAGUCACAAGAGAUUAGAGCAAUGAAAAGGUUUGCAAGAUUCUCGGGGGCUUGUCUCCUUUUCGUAUUGAAAGAUCCUAAAGUUAAGUUUGGCAGAUUUUUUUCCACUAGACAAUGUAUUGAACAAUAUGGUUAUUAUGUUAAUCGCGUUGCUUGGAGGAUUACACAAAAGUAUGCUCAUCCAAGACUUGAAGAACCAUUUGAUCAAUUUGCAAAUAUGUAUGGUAAGCCAAAGAGAAACUAUGUUGAUUCAAGAUUUCCAAAGGUCAACUCUGCAGCCUUGCCAGAGGUUGCUGGUAUUUAG